Williopsis jadinii is the source of this 2291-nucleotide messenger RNA. It is a transcript of the gene VID30, whose product is annotated as glucose-induced degradation complex subunit VID30. The coding region runs from base 90 to 1901 and encodes 603 amino acids. The record is from RefSeq and is a predicted model, not a curated record. The transcript has a single exon. Gene Ontology annotation, molecular function: protein binding. Gene Ontology annotation, biological process: cell surface receptor signaling pathway; cytoskeleton organization. Gene Ontology annotation, cellular component: cytoplasm. Lineage: Eukaryota; Fungi; Ascomycota; Saccharomycetes; Phaffomycetales; Wickerhamomycetaceae.
AGGACACUACAGAGUUGUUUAAGAAACAAAGCAGUGGAAGUGAUUGACUGUUCAUUUGUUUCUAUUGCACGGACCAUAAAGUGAAGCAAAUGUCGUGUGAUGAGAUGUCGGUUCCCCCUUAUUUGCUGUUGACCACCUUUGGUGAAAGGCUACAGGAGUCAAUGUCAAACGAGUCUAAAGAGACAGAGAAAGUUGUCAGGUUGACAGAACUGUCGACGAGUGGUGUGAUGGGUAGCCUUCCAGGGCGGUUCACAGACUAUAAUGAUCAGUUUGUACAGACUAUAAGUGAUAGUGGUGAUAUAUUGGAACAUGCCAUGAACAGAGGUGGCCAGAAUCAGGAGGAGACUUCUGCAAACUCCAGUAGAAAUAUCAUUCAAAGCGUUCAUUACGAUGAGGAAAUGGCUGACCUUGGGGACUUUGCUGAGGAGGAUUCAGUGUCUGUGAGUCGAAACCCUAACGAUUUUGACGGUGAGGAGCAUGAAGAUGGUUCAGAUAACGUGAAUGGUGAUGCUAAGAAGCGUUCUAAGGGAUCCAUUGGAAAGAACUAUCCACUACCAACUAAGUGGGUCACAAGCCCCAACUCACCGCUCGCUCUUUCGCAGAAUGGGUUGAAUGUCAAAUUUGCUUUCAGACAAUCACAGCCCGCCCAAAGGCACUAUGAUGUGAAAUGUGCAAAGGGUAAUGCUGUUAUUCCUAUAAACUGUGGUGUCUUCUACUAUGAGAUAAGGGUAUUGAAUGCAUCGAGCAAAAACUAUGAAAAAGCUUGCGACAUCUCUUUGGGAUUCAUGAAUGCUGGAGAAUUAUCAAACAUUUCAAAAGCCCCGGGAUUGGAGAAUGGUACUUAUGGAUUCCACGGUGCAGAUGGUAACGUCUAUGCCAACCACACCUUGAGCGAAAAGUAUAACAAACCAUUUGGUAUUAACGAUGUCAUUGGAUGCGGUGUUAACUUCACUAACAAGACUAUUUUCUAUACCAAGAAUGGUGUUCAUCUGGGCACCGCAUUUAAGGACGUAUAUUCGCCGUUAGUAGCGGUGAUUGGUAUGAAGGACGACAACGCCAUAAUGACAAACUUUGGCCAAAGCGAUUUUGCAUAUAACAUCGAAGGUUAUGUUUCUCAAGUGGGAAGGAAGUUGAAGGCAAAAAUAAUGAACCUCGCAACGAAAACAGACGAAGAUGAGGAUGUCAAUAUGAAUGCUUCUACUGGAACGUUAUCAAACAACCCAAGUUCACUUGAUCUUUAUACAGCAGACACGGAGGAUGCCAUCUUUUAUGAUGCAAGAGCGCUGGUGGCUUCAUACUUUGAUUAUCUGGGAUAUGUUGACGUAUGUAAAGCCUUCGCAGAGGAGAUAUCUGAUGACGAUAAGGAAAUUGGGAUCACCAAUGUGGCUGGUGAUCCUAUAGACACCGAGGUUUUACAGAUACGCCAGCAGAUUCGGAAUUACUUGAUUAAGGGACAGCUGGAUGAGGCUAUCAGUUUAACAAGAAUGAAGUUCCCCUCUGUGUUUGAAGAAGAUGGCUCUAUACUGUUUGAAUUACAAUGUCAAAAAUUGAUCCAACUGAUCAAAGAGUCCAAGAUUGACGAGGCAAUUAAGUUUGGACACAGUCUAUCCGCAAAUCUCUCGUCUGAGUCCAGCAAACAAUUAGACCAUUUGAACGAUAUCUUUUCGCUUCUUGCUUACCAAGACCCUUCAGAAAGUGAAUUUGGGUAUCUGUUAAGCAACGAGGAAGUUUUGAAACUAUGCAAUAGGCUAAACGGUGAGAUCCUGAAAAGUCUUGGAAAGACCAGAGAAUCAUUGUUGAGCUCACGCAUUGAAGAAGUUAAGGCGCUGAUUUCAAGCCUUAAUGAGAGCGAAGAACUGGACUCUCUAAUUCUAACGAAGAAGGAUUUAGGAAUUGACUAACUCAUAUACAUUGCCUUUUUUUUACAUAAAAGAGAUAUAACCUUGAUUCAAACAUACACACCAACAUAGUCAGCGAGCGUAAUUGUACCAAAUCUGUUAAUGGUGUGUUAGUAUAUCCGUGCUUUAUACUGUGUUGACACAUCAAGAACCUACCCAAUGGACAAAGCUGCUAGGGCGCUGAAAAUAACGUAUUUGAUGGAUCCAGCUCUUGUAUGCUUAUCAUCAACUGUUGCCAAACAAAGGAACACCAAGGCUAUAGCAGAGACGAAAACGUAUGUGUUAGUCAUAUUAUUAAACAGUUGACCAAUAGCUUAUAACUCACAGAAAAUGAUCAUGUUUAAGGACAGGAACCCAUUACUCGUGGUCUUAACCGGCGCAGACCAUGGUUCC